AAAUUCUUGAUAUACCCUUCAUGUUUCAACUAGACAUGAAAACUUAUCUUAUCCUACAACAAUCUUCGUAAUCAAUCCUUCAAUGCAAGUGUUCAUCUAAACCCUAAGAAAAUGGUGCACACAUCAUGACUUCUUGAAGCAACUUAAUGGAGCAACAUAUAUUUGAAAUUUAUGAUGAUUAUUCGACGUUCAGUACAUUGAAGAUUUAUCAUGGAGGUGUUUUCAUAAUUUGUCCUAGUAGGGAGUACAUAAAUGGUAAAUAUCACUUUGUUGAUUUAGUUGACAGUGAGGAGUAUUUGAUACAGAAGUUCAGAGUUUUGAUGAAAGAAAUAGGUAUUAGAAAUGAUGCAUCUACCGUUUAUCAUUUCAAAAUUCCAAGAAAAGACUUAAAUUUUGUCUUAGAAGCUUUAGGCAAUAAUCUUGAUGUAUUGAAUCUUUUAAAAUAUGCUCCCCAGUGCAAAAUAAUAGAGGUUUACACUGAAGUGAUUAAAGAAUUACCCAUUGAAUUGAGUCCGGAGUUAAAUCAGAGGGUACUCCUUGAAUGGGUUGAUAAAAAUCAAGAGGUUGAUUGUUUUGAUCUAUUUGAUGACUUCAAUCCAUUUGAUGAAACAAUGGAAUAUCAAAACAAUGAGGUAAAUGAAGAGAGUGAUAGUGAUGGGUUUGUACAUGAUGACCGAAAUGUAUUGGAUGAUGGUGUAAUUAACAAUGAGGUAAAUGUUGAUCAUGAGUUGGAGUUGGAAGAUUUUGAAAGUAACACUAAUCAAUCUAAUUUGGAGGUGAAAAGGUUUACUUAUUUGAAGAAGCUAAACAAGAAAAAGGGGUCUAACAUAGGAUUUGAUAAGAGUGUCAACUUUUAUCCUAGCCAAGUAAUUGGUAGUAAAGAAGGAAUAAAAAAGAUGGUUGACCAACAUGCGAUUGAGACUAGGAGGGAAAUUGUGGUGGUGAAGAACAAUCUUCAUAGGAUGAGAGCUGUAUGUUGA
Cynara cardunculus var. scolymus (artichoke) is the source of this 980-nucleotide messenger RNA. RefSeq lists its product as uncharacterized. The record is from RefSeq and is a predicted model, not a curated record. The transcript is spliced from 2 exons. Lineage: Eukaryota; Viridiplantae; Streptophyta; Magnoliopsida; Asterales; Asteraceae. The coding region runs from base 147 to 980 and encodes 277 amino acids.